This is a messenger RNA of Salvelinus fontinalis (brook trout), 9053 nucleotides long. RefSeq names its product protein Smaug homolog 1-like. Gene Ontology annotation, molecular function: mRNA binding; translation repressor activity; protein binding. Bases 742 to 3084 code for a protein of 780 amino acids. The transcript has 14 exons. Gene Ontology annotation, cellular component: P-body. Gene Ontology annotation, biological process: regulation of mRNA stability; nuclear-transcribed mRNA poly(A) tail shortening; negative regulation of translation. The record is from RefSeq and is a predicted model, not a curated record. NCBI's taxonomy places the organism in Eukaryota, Metazoa, Chordata, Actinopteri, Salmoniformes, Salmonidae.
UUUUUUUCCAAAAAUGUGCUAAUCCCUGUCAGUUGUCUCGGUUGCUGUUAGGCUAUGUGAUCUGUCCCUAACUCCAUUCUCUAUUUUUGUGCUUCCUUGUGCUGCCAAGCCCCUGACGUAAUGCUUCGUGUUAAUUAUUAGCAUGUGGAAAGCAAUGCCGAGACUCGCCUCUGGUAAAACAAGAGUAGCUUAACUGUAGGGAGAAUAGUUAGUCAAGAUGGCAAAACACACAGAUCCGGAGUGAAGGGGCACCGCUCCCCACAAUUGUGUACUUUGUUGCUGCGUCCUGCGACCGACACAACCGAUACAACUGUGCCUAGAAGUCUAAGGGGGAUCCCUGUGGAAAAUGGCAACAAGGGUAACGCUGGUGUGACAGCGCAGAGUGCAGGAAGAAAGCUGACUCUCCCGUCUGACUGUUAACCCCCGCCCUUUGGCAGAUGCACCAAGGAGAGCACCUUGCUCCCCUCAAGCUGAAGCUACACUUGCAAUGCUAAAAGCCCGGAUGAUGUUAUGCCACUUGAACUGAGCACACCUACUGCUGUCCACUCAACAUCAACAACAGAAACGGGCAAAGAGAAGAGCACAACCAACCCGAGAAAGCGAGAGGAACACAACACAAGCUUUGACAAAAGUUCAACCACCACAGCACCAAGACCUCCGUUAACCUAAUUCUCUCGUGACACCAGGGGGGGGUCACUCUAACUGGUUUCCCCGUUCUGCUUCGUGCCUGUCCCCCAGACCAUGAUGUUUCGCGACCAGGUGGGUGUCCUGGGAAGCUGGUUUAAGGGAUGGAACGAGUGUGAGCAGACGGUGGCUCUGCUGUCGCUGCUGAAGCGGGUGUCGCGGACCCAGGCCCGCUUCCUGCAGCUGUGUCUGGAGCACAGCCUGGCCGAGUGCACCGAGCUUCACGUGUUGGAGGGGGAAGCCAAUAACCCAGUGGUGAUCAGCCAGUGGCAGGGCGAGCCCAAGGAGCGUGUCAUCUCCCUGGUCCUCACCCACCUGCCCCUGCUCAAGCCGGGCAACGUCGAAGCCAAGGGCGAGUACAUGCGCCUCCUCCCCCGCAUCCUGGCGCACACCAUCGACCACGGCCGCCACCUCGAAGAGUCACGCCAACUCCUCUCCUAUGCCCUCAUCCACCCGGCCACCUCGCUGGACGACCGCGCCGCCCUCGCCCUCUGGCUCAACCACCUGGAGGAGCGCGCCGCUGCCCGGGGCGACUCGUUGGAACGGCCACCCCCCGCCCCGGCCUCACUCCAUCAGACGCCCCCCUCGACACACUCCUUGUCAGGGUCCAGUUGGAGUUCCUCAGGGAGCCACCUGGGUCAGCUGUACCACCACCAGCGCUACGGCUCGGAUGAUAGGCUCAACGGCUGGCAGGGGUCCAGGGACUCGGGAUUGGGCAGUGGUUGGCACCAACAGCAGCAGGGGCAUGGAGGGUGUGAGAAUGGCGGGCACCUGGCGCUCUACCCGUCCUCGUCGGUGCCUGGGAGUAUCAACACGGUUGGCACGGGCGGCAGCAUCCUGUCCGGCGGUGGCGGCGGGCAGCACAGUCCCCUGAAGCGCUCGGUGUCCCUCACCCCCCCGAUGAGCGGCAGCUCCUUGGCCAGUUCCUCCUCCUCGUCGGGCGGCCAAGCCCUGGGCCUGGGUCUGGGUCAUGGUUGGCUCUCCCAGGAGGACCUGCGCGGUCCCCGGGGAGGGGGAGGAGGAGGAGGAGGAGGGGGGCUGGGGCUGGCCCCCAGCGACCCUCACCACGCUCCCCUCUCCCCUCAGAGCAGCGUAGCGUCGUCGGGCAGCGGCUGCAGUGAGCACCUGGAGGAUGGAGGAGGCUUGCACCGCAGCAGCACAUUCCACGAGGAGGGCAGCUGCAUGAGGGUCUUUCCCUUAGAUUAUUGUCCAGGCGUGGCGCAAAGGCCCCCAAAGCAACACCCAGGCCCUCUGGGGACCAACCGAGUUGGGCAGGGGGGCCUGCCCCAGCUUUACAAUGAUGUGCCAGCCUGGCUGAAAAGCCUCCGUCUCCACAAGUAUGCAGCGCUCUUCUCCACCAUGACGUAUGACGAGAUGAUGUCACUGACCGAACAGCAGCUGGAAUCACAGAAUGUCACCAAAGGGGCACGGCACAAGAUAGUGAUCAGCAUUCAGAAACUGAAGGAGCGUCAGAAAAUGCUGCGUUGCCUAGAGAAGGAUGUGUUGGAGGGCGGUAACCUGCGUGGCCCUCUCGCCGAGCUCCAACAGAUGAUCCUGACGCCCAUCAAGGCGGUGGCCAGCGACGAGUCGUCCCCCAGCUCGCCCUCCUCGACCGCACACAGGCCCCUGUUGAGCCCAGAGGGGAAUAGCAGCGCCGGCCCGGGUGGAGGGGAGGGGGAGACGGGGACCACCCUCAUCGCUGAGGGGGACAUCCCCGGCCAGUUCACCCGCGUCAUGGGCAAAGUUUGCACACAGCUCCUGGUGUCUAGGCCGGACGAAGAGAACAUCAGCUCCUACCUGCAGCUCAUUGACAAGUGCCUUCUUCACGAGGCAUUCACGGAGACGCAGAAGAAGCGGCUGUUGUCGUGGAAACAACAGGUGCAGAAGCUGAUCCGUUCGUUCCCCAGGAAGGCCCUCUUGGACAUGGCCGGCUACCGGGCGCAGAGGAGCAGCAGCAGCAGUAGCCGGGGCUUCAGCCAGUCCAAUUCUCUCCCCACGGCGGGCUGCGUGGGGGGCAGCAGCAGCGUGUCGGCAGCCCGUCGCAGCCUGCGCCAGUUCCAGAUGCCCUCGCGGAGCCUGCCCGGCGCCAGGCUGGGCCUGCUGGGACCCACGCCACAUAGCGCCAGCAGCACCCCCACUGGCCUCAAGCAGGGACGACAGGGUCUGUGGUUCGCCAACCCCGGGGGCAGUAACAGCAUGCCCAGCCGAACCCACAGCUCGGUGCAGAGGACCCGUUCCCUGCCUGUCCACACCACGCCACACACCAUGGUUAUGUUCCAGCAGUCCGAUCUCCAGGUGCCGGUGACUGAACCAGACAUCAACAACCGGCUGGAGUCUCUGUGUCUGAGUAUGACGGAACACGCUCUGGGAGAUGGAGUCGACCGCACAUCCACCAUCUGAGAGGAGGACCUGAAGGAGACCAGGAGAGACUGAGCUGGUCCCAGGAGGCUCGCCGAACACCCAAAGUCCCCCUACCCACACCCCCCCCCCACCCCACCUGCCCAUCAGGCGCCCCCACGGCCAAUGGGAGAGGUCAACCGGGGGGGUGGGCCAGCUCCAAAUCACUCCAAGAUUAGCCAGUCUGUGAAAAACUGCUAACACCGCAGCAAAUUGGCAUGUUACCAUCUCGACAAAACGCAGCUAUGCCCCAGCACCCUCAUAAGAAUCUGGGCUUCAGUGACAGAUAAGAUAGGCAGUACAGACUCCUCUCCUCACAGUGUCGCCCGCAGUAUAACUAUCCACAACAGUGCACUCUGCCGGGCUGUGGGAGAUAUACUGUAGUAUCACUUGGGUCGGCAUCAGCCAACAACCGAAUGGCCCUGGGGUCUGUUAAAAUGGGGGGGGUUGUGCAUUAUGGGUACUGUAGUACAUCGUGUUACAGAGUUCCAGACUCUGUUCCCUUCUCUACCCUCAGUCCCAGUUACAGACCAGUAACACAAUUCCCACACCAGUUCACACCAGUCAGCAUUUCUCCCGGUGUCACUGAGCCAAAAACAAACAAGCCAAGUAAACAAUGUGCAACACUUUGUAAGAGAAGCCUUGGCUUUUCCUCCCACUGUUUGGGAGAGUUUUAAGGAGGCCAUUCUUCAAAAGGCUUGGGAGAACCCUAUGCUCUGAAUAGGUGACAGAAAAAAAGCAUUUAUACAUGUAUGUAUUGUUUACACAAGAUGCUACUAUCAAGGGUACCCAAACAUUUAUACAUUUCAGGUAUGAAUAUUAUCUCUUGAUAUUUUUUUUUAUAACUUUUUGUAAAGCAGUGACAUACUACCCAUACUAGUCGCUUUAUAGACUAACGUCUCACAGUAGCUAUCACUAUUACCACGGACUUAUUCAUUGUUUCGUUUUUUUUUGCUUUUUGUUCCUUUACCAGGAGCCAAACUGUGUGAAAGAGAACGCUAAAAAGAGAGAGGGAUGCGGCGGAGGUGUGUAGAAGGAAAAGAGAGGCAUGAGGAGAGAUGGGAGGAGGGGAAAUGAAAGUGGAGAGACACAGGAUGGUCUCGGCUAAGUGAUUUGGAAGGAGAAGAGGACUUUAGCCAUGAUGGAUUCAUGUCAGGGGCAGGGACUUUGAUUUGAAACAAGACAGAGGAAAAUAGCCUAGCAGAGUUACGGUAAAGUUCAGGGUAAACUCAACUUUUACACCGGCCAAUGACAUAUUAUAUAUACAAUACUGUGUAGAUGAUGUUAAUGUUGUAAAAAUAUAUAUGUUUUACCUUUAUUUAACUGGUUAAGUCAGUUCAGAACAAAUUCUUAUUUUCAAUGAAGGCCUAGGAACACUGGGUUAACUGCCUUGUUCAGGGGCAGAACAACAGAUUUUUACCUUGUCAGCUCGGGGAUUUGAACCUGCAACAUUUCGGUUACUAGCCCAACGCUCUAACCACUAGGCUACCCUGACUAUUGUAGCUGGAAAAAGCUGAUUUUUAAUGGAAUAUCUACAUAGGUGUACAGAAGCCCAUUAUCAGCAACCAUCACUCCUGUGUUCCAAUGGCACGUUGUGUUAGCUAAUCCAAGUUUAUCAUUUCAAAAGGCUAAUUGAUCAUUAGAAAACCCUUUUGCAAUUAUGUUAGCGCAGCUGAAAACUGUUGUUCUGAUUAAAGAAGCAAUACAACUGGCCUUCUUUAGACUAGUUGAGUAUCUGGAGCAUCAGUAUUUGUGGGUUCGAUUACAGGCUCAAAAUGGCCAGAAACAAAGAACUUUCUUCUGAAACUCGUCAGUCUAUUCUUGUUCUGAGAAAUUGCCAAGAAACUGAAGAUCUCGUACAACGCUGUGUACUACUCCCUUCACAGAACAGCGCAAACUGGCUCUAACCAGAAUAGAAAGAGGAGUGGGGGCCCCGGUGCACAACUGAGCAAGAGGACAGGUACAUUAGAGUGUCUAGUUCGAGAGACAGACGCCUCACAAGUCCUCAACUGGCAGCUUCAUUAAAUAGUACCCGCAAACACCAGUCUCAACGUCAACAGUGAAGAGGCGACUCCGGGAUGCUGGCCUUCUAGGCAGAGUUCCUCUGUCCAGUGUCUGUGUUCUUUUGCCCAUCUUAAUCUUUUCUUUUUAUUAUCCAGUCUGAGAUAUGGCUUUUUCUUUGCAACUCUGCCUAGAAGACCAGCAUCCCGGAGUCGCCUCUUCACUGUUGAUGUUGAGACUGGUGUUUUUAUCGGGUACUAUUUAAUGAAGCCGCCAGUUGAGAACUUGUGAGGCCUUUCCAGCUACAAUAUUCAUUUACAACAUUAACAAUGUCUACACUGUAUUUCUGAUCAAUUUGAUGAUAUUUUAAUGGACAAAAAAAUGUGCUCUUCUUUCAAGAACAAGGACAUUUCUAAAUGACCCCAAACUUUUGAACGGUAGUGUGUAUGUAUUUAUUUAUUUUUAUUUUAGCCUUUGUACCUGCAGACUAUGCAUUGAAAGUUGCUGUUCAUUUGCUUGGGCUUUGUCUGGAGCGAAGUUCCUGUAACAGGUGCACAACGUUGUGUGACCUAGUCUAUAAUUAGGGCUAGUCAGUGUGGGUCUGGAGUAUUUUCAAUGGGUCUUGUUGUGAACUAGAAUGAGGAUCACUUGUUUGUUUUCAGUCCAGGGUAGAUGAUAUAGCGCUGCAUGUUGUAUGCUAUAUGCUCCCAAUCUUACUAGGAAGUAAAAGACGGUCAAAGAUGUUCUGAAUCGAGGAGGAAGGAGAGAAUGCUAACCAGGGAUCUAUACAGAGGACAGGAGAAUCAGGAGGUAGCCAUAGUGAAUGAGAAGGUUGCUGAGGAGGUUUCCUUUCCCUCGAGCAGCAUAGCAAGGGUUUAAAAGUAGUUUUACUCCCCGAGAUUGCUCUCUUUUUAGUACUUACCUCCACCUGGUGGCCAAAAGCAGUUACCGACAGCCAGGCACUUUGAUUUCUUGUUGUUUUUUAGUCUUUAUAUGUAUCCUCUGUUCGUUGUUAUCUGCAUGACAGACUAUAAGGGUAGGUUAAUGUUAAAAUAAGCUCUUAAAAGUUUAGUUAUAACAGUUUGGCUCUGUAUGGGUUUUUUGUGCAUGGAAGGUCAUGCUGAUGUUUUUUGCCUGAAUGGGCAUCCUGGUUGGUUUUUCCCAAGUUGGAUUCAAUUUGGAGCCAUUCAAAAUGGUGUUUUUGUGAGGGUUAUUUUGUUUAAAAAAAUGUUAUUCUUAAAAAGUCUUGUUUUCUUGUUCUGCACUUGGUGCCGUGCUAUUUUACUACAGCUAAUCCAUCAAUAACAAUUCCAAUAGGUGCAGCAAUAGAAAUGCCAAGUAUGUGCCAUAGACCGUCCUCAGUGGGGAGAAGCAAAGGUUUGGAAAGGGAAAGUUCCGGGUUUUGCAGUUCAGAGAAAGGGAGGUGAACUCGAGUAGUGAGAUGAAACAAGCUUCGUGCCAAAUGCACCCUUUCUCUGCCACAAGAACUACAGCCCACUCCCCUAGUGCACAUUGAACUGAAGUUCUUAGACUGAACCAUAUUGUCAAAAGGUAAGGUUGACGACUGACGACCUCACCCCGUCAAACCUGUAACCUGUUAUUGACAAAAUGUCACUGACUUUUCAGUCAGCCAAACGUCACUGCUGCAGGAAGUGUGCUCACUAAAAAACGCAUUGGCCUUAACUGGGAAGGUGAAUGGUGCAUGAAUUGGCAUGGACCCUUUUGUGGCAUGGCUUGGAAAAUAUUUAGUGGCAGCAUACAGUAUGCAUUGUUACACCGAUGCAACGUGCAUCAGUGGAUACACAGUACAUGGUAGUUAGAGCCACUUGUCACUGCCAUGUGAAUCAAUACUAUUAUCAGAUUCAAAUCAUUAUUUAUUAUUGAUUUUUUUUUUCUAUUACUGUUGCGGAGUUGAUUAUUGUAUUCAUUUAGAUGUAUUAUUUAAAGUACCAUAUGUAUUAACUUACUAUGGCUGGUGACCAUAAGUACAUCUCAAAUAAUAGUUAUUCUUCUUUUGAACUACAUUAUAAUCGCAAAUUGUUGUCUUUGAUAGUGGAGGAAAGACACACAACCGGUGUCUUCUUGGGAUUUGUGUGUUUUUUUUUUCUGACGCUUUGUGAAAUGCUUAUUAUAUCCUGGUUGGCCAAAUGACUGAAUACUGCGUGUGCUCUUUUAUAGAAAUGUUACACCUCGAUGCUCUGUUCGCAAAGUUCCCUUUUUGAUCCAGCCACCAGCAAAACAAACUGGAUACGAGGGCGACAACCCUUUUGACACAUUGCCAAGAGACGUGGUUCAUCUGGGGUUAUUUGUGUGGGAUAAGGCCCUUGCUACUUUGUCGGCUAAUAGACUUUGGCUAUGAGUAUUGAAGGUCCAGGGCUAGCCAUAUGGGAAUGGCCGACCAGUGCCUACUAAGCUAACCACCACCUGUGUGGUUCUUGAUGACAUCACAGUGGAAGGCUAAGCUAAGUAGCCCAUCCAUAAGAUUGGCAACAACUGCAGGGCAGGGGAUAGAGCAUGCUAGGUUGGGAUGUACACACUCACAAGUGCCCAUGAGGUUGUGUGUUUGCAUGUAGUGUACACUACAGUAUGUGCCUAUGAGAGAGUGAUGAGGCAGUAAACAGAAGAGGAGUCAAUGUCGUUCAUAUAUUACUGCAGCCGUGGAUCAGACUUUGACUCCUCCGGAAGCUACUCAGAGUUGUAUUUUUUUUAUUUUCCAAAGUGCAUCCAAACUCUAUAGGGCUCCUCCCCUCUGAGAUGAGAGAGAGCUGCUGUACACACUGCAGUAUUAACAGUUAGAUGAUAAUAUUCCAAAUAUAUUCUUUUUCUUUUUAGUGUAAAUGAAGACUUGACGCUUUCUUUCUUUUUUUUUACUCUGUUUUUUUUUGUCGUAGACGCUGCACAUUAGUUAAAUAUCGCUUAAUUAUUCGAUGGCGAGGUUUUUUUGGGGGGGGGGGGUGAAUACUCAAUCAUCCACUGUAACAAAGGUUCUACCACGUUACUGUGCUUUUCAUUUGUUUUGUUUUUGUUAUCAAAGAGCCAAUAUCCUGUAUUGACUGCAGGCUUACAUAUAUAUUUUAAAAAAUUGUUUAUGUUUAAGAAUAAAACUCAACAGCCCCCCCUCCAAAAAGAAGAGGGGGGGGGGGAGUCAUUUUAGAAAUGCAUGCACAAGGCUGGGAAGUCAUAUUUUGAAUAACAAAUGGCAGUGCCUUUUUUGUACUCGAGACAUUUACCCCAAAUGUAAAUUAUUUUCUAUGGACUUUAGAAAAUGGUAACAGUAUUACAUGAAGCAACCCAGUUAGAGCUGUGUUGACAGUUACAAUGGUGGCAUCCUCCAAACUGCAUACGAGCUCCUCUAGGACACUUUGAAACUUGUCUUGUUGCUGUCGCGUUUUCAGACAAAAACAAUAUGGAAGCCUUGUGUUGUCAGCAUAUUUUUUGGUUUCUGUACUCUAGGUACUUUUCAAUGCUGAUAUGAAGUUAUGAAUUGUACCUGUCUGUACAACAAACCGAUGUAUAUGUUGCGUGUGAGAAAGAGUGUGCAUGCGCGUCAUGCUGUAACUGUAAAAUACAUCUUCUCCAAAUGUACCAGAAAUGCUGCGACAUGACAUGGCCCGAUCCAAUGGAGGCUGCUGUUAUUCGGCCCUGAUGCCCGGCCAAAAGCCUGUCUCAGGUUCUGUGUUCCUGUAACUUGGCUACUUGCGUCGGGCAGGGUUUGGCUAGUGAGCGGAAGUGUAGAUGGUCAUCUGUCCUGUUCUACAUGGAUCUAUGGAGAGUCCUCUGUGUAAAUGUAUUUGCGUGUUUGUUUUUGUCUAUGGGAGAGUGGUUGCCAUGUAGUCAGAAUGGGAGAGCUGUUAAGUGUGUGAGUGAAAGAUACUGAAUGUUUUGUUUUGUGGCGUCUGUGUUAAAAUGCUUGACGUCUUUGUGAUAACCACAGACAAAAAAAAAAGUAUUAAAGAAUAACUUGUAAAAUU